This is a messenger RNA of Myxocyprinus asiaticus (Chinese sucker), 2429 nucleotides long. It is a transcript of the gene cd79b, whose product is annotated as CD79b molecule, immunoglobulin-associated beta. The transcript is spliced from 5 exons. The record is from RefSeq and is a predicted model, not a curated record. NCBI's taxonomy places the organism in Eukaryota, Metazoa, Chordata, Actinopteri, Cypriniformes, Catostomidae. The coding region runs from base 223 to 855 and encodes 210 amino acids. Gene Ontology annotation, cellular component: B cell receptor complex; external side of plasma membrane. Gene Ontology annotation, biological process: B cell receptor signaling pathway; B cell differentiation.
AUGUUUUAGAGAUGCAUGAGUGUAUUUAUUUGCAUGUUUCUCUGAAACAGAAUCAAAUCAUUACAGCUUCAUGUCCUGCACCCUUCUGAGAGAGGCAGGACUCUACUGUGGUUUAGCUGUCUUCCUACUGUCUCUGUGAUCUGAAUCUGUCUCCUCUCUUCAGUUUACUUCUGCUGUUCUCAUCCAAUUAUUUUGGAUAGGUGCAUUUCAAGACAAGGAAUCAUGCAUUACUUGCUGCUGGGAUGUUGUGUCAUGGCACUGAUUUAUCUCUCAGAAACUCAUAUAGAGGUAUUCCAGAAGCCACGUUUCAUUGGUGUACAAACUGGUCGGAAUGUGAUUAUAUACUGUGUGGGGUCUAAUCCAUCAUUGCCUGCUCAAGUGGAGUGGCUCAAAGCCAGGGCUUACAACGAAAAUCCUUUCCCAUUCAAGAAAAACAAAAGAACAGUUAUAAUGGACAAGACCUCUAACAGAAGUGCUUCCAUUGUCAUAAAUAAUGUGGCGGUUGAGGACAGUGGUGUUUACUUUUGCAAGCUGAAUGGUAAUCAGGGACCAGGAACUGAACUGCAAGUUUCAAGAUUUAGUAACAGCCAAGCUAUCCAGAAGAGAUCCAGAAUAAAGGAUGCCAUCAUUUUCCUUCAGGGUUUUUUGCUGAUUAUGUUCAUUGCUGUUCCUCUGGUCCAGUUUUACAGACUGGAUAAGAAAGAAGAGGCAGUUUAUGAAGAACCUGAGGAUGACCACACAUAUGAGGGUUUGGAAAUCGAGCAUUGUGGUGACAUAUAUGAAGACAUCUCUACUUUAACGCAGUCCCAGGGCCCAGAUGCACCCUGGGAAGUUGAGUCCCCAGACCAGGAGUAAAAAUACACAUUAGGCAUCAAAAUAUUGAUGAGCACAUAUCUCUUCAAUUAGCAUAUCCAACCCACAAUCCACGGCAAUCUAGUUUGAUGGCGAGCUAGGUGUAUUGGUCAUACUGUAUGUCAGUAUGUAAAUACAUGUUUAAUUUGAUUUGUUCUUCACUAGGAAGCACAAAGGUGAUUUCCCUGUAGAUAUGAGAAUAUUCAUGCAGUUUGAAAGGCUUAAACAUUUUUGUUGUGGUGGUCACAUAUCCUUACACAACCUUAAGGAUCACCAAUUGAUAACUGUAAUACAUUUAAUGUCUUUAUUUGCUUGUAUGUUUGCUUGUUAGUGUCCUUGAUUUCACUUUUUUUUUUUUUUUUUUUUUUUUGUUGUUGUUGUUGUUGUUGCUGUUUUUGAGAUUAUUUUAAAGUACAAUGUAUUAUGUGGUAGUUCAUUUGGUGUUUGUUUGUUUGUUUGUUUGUUAUGAAUGUACUGACAGUGUUAGUCAUUCAUGGUAAGGUGCUCUUAUUUUGUGGUAAUAAAAAUACAAAUGAUAAGGAGCUUCUUUAAGUUUAAGGGAGAUUCCUGCAAAUUAAAGGUGUUCAAAAUGUCUACUUUCACUUCAUAGUUGUUAAAAUAAGCACGAGAGAAUCAGGUGUUUUUCCAUAAGUCAACUUUUUUGGUAUAUUGUGAGAAUUACUCACUUCAUGGUUACUUUUAUUGAUCAAUUUGGUGUAUAUUAUGUGGAUAAUGCAUAAUUAUACCCACUGUGGGGGUUAUCUAAUUACAAAGUUAUUAAUUACUGUAAUCUUAUUCCUUGUAGUACCAAAAGUAGUGUGGCCAAUUACAUUUAUAAUUUUUUGCAAUCAGAUUACAGUUACUGACUUUCUGUUAACUUAAUUUUUAUUACUUGGGUUAUACAUUUCCAAAAUAAUAUUGUACAUGUAUAAUACAUAAUGUGUACAUAUUUUUGCGUUUUGAGACAGCUGGAGGCCAUGCGCCCCUUAACAAUUCAAUAGCCCCUUUUACACAGGCAACCAGGUAAAUUAGAGGAAAAUCAUUUGGUUGCCUUUACUAAUAAAUGUACCACAUGUGCUGUUCACACAUACCAUCAAAAUGGACAUUUACAGGUACUUAUGAUAUGACUUCUCAUUCAGGGAAAUGGCCAGAACAAAAUUUACCAGUAUUUUCAAAAGGGUGGUGUUCACACAUGACCUCUAACCUGAAAAUUGCGGUCAGUUUUCUGGAAAACGCUGUAUGUGUGAAAGGGGCUAAAGAAAAAGAAUGAAAUAUAGACAUUAUUUUAAAUUUGCUGAGUGGAAAAACACAGGCUUUUCUGUGAAAAUUGUUUUAGUGAGUAACUUAAAACUACAGCAGUUGGUAAAGUAACAAUGAUUUUGAUGAAGGAAUCUGAUUAUAUUUUGUAUUAAUUGGACUGAAUUUGCAGUGAAUUCCUUUUUUUUUUUUUUUUUUUUUUUAAUAAAGUAUAACUUACCCAACACUGUUUACUCAUAUUUGAAAAUGAAACACUUCUACACUCAAAAAAUAAAUAAAUAAAAUGCCCAUUUUUAAGAUUUACACAUUUCAAUUGCAUA